ACAACAACAACAACAACAACAACACCAGCAACAACAACUGGCGCACGUUAAAUCAGGUUCGCCUUGGGCAAGGCAACAACACACACUCAGGUGUGCCACCGCUGCGGACCACGUCUUAUCGCUCUUCUCAGACUGCUGAACGCGUUUCACGCGCGGCGUUUGUUUCACCAGCUUCGGUCACAGUCCAACUCGACGCCAUGGAUCUGCUGGCCCUCCAGCACCUCUAUGACACGACGUGCGCACAAACGGAGCCGUCAGGACCACCGUCACCCAACAACAGGCCCGAGAUUCAUAACAACAGACACCAAAAUACCCCCACAUCCCACACAGAGAUUUCAGCGACACCGCCAAGGUCAAAGCGAAGGCGCCGCGCCUCUGCCUCCAACGCGCUGCUGCGGACCGGAGUGCCGCCAACGGUCGUGUCUUGCACGGUGACGGAAGUGCUGCUGGGGGACUGUGACAAUGUCGCGCAGAAGUCAGCCAACGUCACGCUACAACUGGAUUUCUCUCAAUUCAAAAAGGACGACGUGCCGUCAACAGCCAAGGAAGAAGAAGCGGCAGCAGGAGCGCUCGCGGCCCUCACUUCCAGCCCCAACAUACAGCAUGUCGUGUUUCUGGGGAACCCUCACAGCAACAAGCGUGGGCUUGCGUGGGUGCUUGAGCACGGGUCGUGGGCGCACGUGCCCUCGCUCCACAUUAAGGACGACACGCGCCGCAGCGAAUGCCUGCAGACAUACAACGCAUUUGAAUCCUUGCGUCGCCUCGAUCUCAGCCACAGCCGCAUCUUCGCCUUCUCGGGACCCCCCUCGACCCACUGCGCUGCCAAUGACCCACCAGCCUUUGCAGACACCCUUCGUUUCCUAAACAUCUCGCACAGCCACUUCAUCGCCUUGCCAAGCCACGCGCUGCAAGGUUUCACGGCCCUGCAAGAUCUUCACGUCUCUCACAACCUCCUCACAAGCGUGGGGGGUUCGCUGCAAACCGCCUUGCCUUCCUCGCUCGUCACACUCAAGCUGGACAACAACAUCAUUCGCCACAUCACUCAGGAUGCAUUCGACAACCUGUUGAGUCUGCGUGUGCUGAGCCUCGCUUCCAACGACAUCGAGAUACCUGACGGCUUAUUUGACAGGCUCACGGCUCUCACCCACCUCGAUCUCAGCUACAACCCGAUCGAGGACUUGCCAAAUGGCGUCUUUGAUACCCUCACGCUCCUGGAAGAGCUUCAGCUCACAGACACGCGCAUCCAAAAACUGCCGCCUCGCGUUUUUCACAACACACGCCGGCUGAAGCUCGUGCGGAUUCGCAACGCGCAGCUAAGCGUCCUCGACAGCGACCUGUUUCUAAACGCGAACCAGCUCACGGAAGUCGUCUUCACAAACAACGACCUCACCAGUCUGCCCGCCACUCUUUUCCAAAACCAUCCUGCGCUCUUCCGUCUCUUUCUCGACGAUAACCGCAUCAAAACAAUCGACGAGGCCCUGUUCCAGCACUGCCCUUCACUUCAACAUCUCCACCUAAGCAACAACCUGCUCACGACUCUACCUGAGCGUAUUUUCCAGAACAACACUGGCUUGAAUUUUCUCGUGCUCACGCGCAACAAACUGCACUCGCUCCCGCCAGGCCUGUUCCGCAACGUGCCAAUUGUUGCGCUUUCCAUCGCCCACAACGAGCUCAAGGAGUUCAACCACAAACUUCCGCACCUGAGUGACGUUGACCUGAGCUUCAACAAGCUCACCCAGCAGCCAGACAUGAGCCAUUUUCCCAGCCUGCGCGGACUUCUCAUGAACGGCCACACCAUCAAAGAUAUUGAUCUUGCGCCGUUUCUGAGCAACCCCAGCAUGUCUGUGCUCGAGCUGGAUGCGCUGUCUCAGGACGAGCAUCCAGGAACUUCGCGCGCACUCCUGCAUGAAGAAGAGGCCCUCAACACGAACCUUACAACGCUUGACACGCUAAGCUUGGAGAACGUCGAGCUGAGCCCAGAGGUCGUACCUGCUUUGAAAGAGGCGAAGAUGUCUCUAAGGCGCCUUGUGUUGGGCUGGCCGGGCAUGCACGAGAGCUCCGUUCCCUUGCAGGCGCUGUGCAACAUCCUUGGGGCAAACGUGCGCGAGUUUGGUCUUGUGCACACCGCCUACACCAACAUUACCACAUGCGAACGCAAGGACUACGAGCUGGUGUUUCUCCAAGACAACACGCACGUCACAUCCGUCACGGUGUUUGACGAUGUUGCGCAGCUGAAUGUGUCCGGUUGUACAGAGCUCACCACCCUACAUGCAUCUGUCGUGGACAUCCUGGACAUUAGCAAGACGCGCAUCAUUCCUUCCAGCGCGUUUUGUACGAUUUGGGGCCAACGCAUGGUGUUUGCACGUGACCUCGGUCUCGACAUCAAGCAGCUUACUGCUGCCCGUGUUGGAGGCUUGCUUCAACACUGCCUAAACCUCAUCGACGUCAUUGACCUAUCAGGAAAUAGGGCUUUGAACACGUACAACUUGCUGUCAGGAGCUGCCUCGCGCGUGACAUUGCUCACCGAGCAGGACAACUUGCGUCCCAUCGACCUGGUGUUCGACUUUCCCUCGCGCAAAACCAUCCCGCUUCUCAUCUUGGAAGAUCUGCCCAUUCAAUGCAACGUUCGUCUUACAACGGAGGACGUGCGGCCAUUUGAUGGCGAAAGCAUGAAUGUGGAUGACUUCAACAUCAAGCCCGGCUUCUUCCUCAAGUGUCAGUGUGCACGCGGGUUCCGGCCUCGCGGUGGUGUGUGCGUGGUGGACGACCGUGCCCUCAUCCGCAUUGCAGCCCUCAGUGCCGGCGGAUCCAUCCUCUUUGUCCUCGUCGUGCUCCUCAUUGUCUGGCGCGUGCGCAGGACGCUGCGGUACCAGGUGCUCCUGCAGCACGACAACGACGUGAAGCAGCUGCUCAUUGACGAGCGCGAGCAGGAAGUGCUUGCCCUGAAGAAGGUGUGGGAAGUGGAGUUUGACGAAUUGCAGCUGGUGAAGCGUGUCGCUGCGGGCGCGUUUGGCACCGUCUUCAUGGCAAAGUGGGACACCCUCACUGUCGCCGUCAAGGUGCUGCAGCAUCAGGCGCUUGAGUUUGACGAGACCACCCGCUUCGAGUUUGAAAAGGAGGUGGAGUUCCUCCAACGCACGCGCCACCCGAACGUGGUUCGUUUCUUCGGUGCUGGCACCAACCCGCACGGCAGCCCCUUCAUUGUGCUUGAGUAUGUGCCGCUCGGCUCUCUGCGCAACCUCCUCGCUGGCGAUCUUGGUGUUGUCCUCCUCCAGGUGCAGGCCGAACAGCAGCAGCAACAGCAGCGGCAGGAACAAGCAUCGGCCUCACAUGAACCAGACAUGGGCGUGGUGGACGCCAGCGAAGACAUGCUGCUUGUCACCACCGGUCUUCAGGCCCAGCGCGCCUCCAUUGCCGACCUGCUGACAGUGUGGGACCUCAAGCUGCGUCUUCUUCGUGAUGUGGCCGCCGGCAUUGCAUUCAUCCACUCCCUUGGACACGUGCACAGGGACAUCAAAAGCGGGAAUGUCCUGGUGUCAAGCACACUGCGCGCGAAGAUCACCGACUUUGGAUCUAUCCGCCAGUGUCUGACACGAGCCGACACGGACGCGCGUGCAACAGCCAUGUCGCCAUUGCACACCGCUGACACGGCGUUUGACAUGCAGUACUUGCAGGGCGUUGGAUCGGAAUCCAUGCACCUCUCACUCACGGCGGGUGUGGGCACGCCAAUGUACAUGGCGCCGGAGGUGCUGGGAGGCGAGACGUACGACGCGCAGGCGGAUGUGUUCAGCUUUGGCGUCCUCAUGUGGGAGGUGGCAACACAGUGUGACCCAGACCUCAUUGCACAGGAGCGACCCAACGGCUUCCGCGGGCCUCUACUGCACACCCUCCACGCUCUUCUCCAGGACGGCAAACGCCUCCAGUACACAGAGGGCUGCAGCGCACCCGGAUGGUUUCGGCGGCUGUCGGCUGCCUGCAUGCACUGGAAUCCGUCCUCCAGGCCAACAUUUCAAGAGCUGCGCGAUGUGAAGCUUCUACAAGAAACAGAAUGAAUGAACGAAUGUUUGCGCAUGCGCGGGUUGCAUGUGUGUGUAUGUGGUGUGCGUUGUGUGUGUUUGUGUGUGUGUGUGUGUGUGUGUGUGUGUGUGUGUGUGUGUGUGUGUG
Molecule: messenger RNA, 4164 nt
Organism: Salpingoeca rosetta
Lineage: Eukaryota; Choanoflagellata; Craspedida; Salpingoecidae
Product: serine/threonine protein kinase
Exons: 4
Coding region: 198-4052 (1284 amino acids)
Biological process (GO): protein phosphorylation
Molecular function (GO): protein binding; ATP binding; protein kinase activity
Source: RefSeq, a predicted model, not a curated record